Molecule: messenger RNA, 1851 nt
Organism: Closterium sp. Naga37s-1
Lineage: Eukaryota; Viridiplantae; Streptophyta; Zygnematophyceae; Desmidiales; Closteriaceae
Source: the annotation of a GenBank genome assembly
AUGCAGCUGUUUCGUCCUACCAUCUACCAUACCUUCACCAUUCAUACACCCUGCCACACCACACACUCGUCCUCCCACAGGCCUCACAGCAUCUUCGCUUCUUACUCGCCCUCUCUGUCCCCUCCAUCCUUCACCUUUCUCCUAUCUUCCCUCCCCUCCCCUCCCCUCCCCUCCCCUCCCCUCCCCUCCCCUCCCCUCCCCCCCUCCCCUCCCCUCCCCUCCCCCCCUCCCCUCCCCUCUCCUCCCCUCCCCCCCUCCCCUCCCCUCCCCUCCCCCCCUCCCCUCCCCUCUCCUCCCCUCGCUGCCAAUACUCUCCUGGGCACAGCCACUCCCGACCCCCUUCUCUUUUCCCCCCCUCUCUACACCAACACUAUGGGGAUCACCGAGCGUUGCCUACCUAGCGGUGCAGAGCAAGCACGUGCAUGUGGCAGGAGAUGGCUCCCCGUAGCCGUGGCGGUGCAUGAGAGCCCCUGGCGGGCGGGCGGUGCACAGCAGCAAACUGCAGCGCUUCCAGCCGCCAUGCAGGAUGCAUCGCUCGAAAACCCCCGAGGUCAGCUGCUGCACGUGGGGGAGGAAGGAAAAGGGAGGGAGGGAUAUGGGGCGAAGGGGGAGAGGGGGAAAGGGGAGGGGAGGGAUAUGGGGCGAAGGGGGAGAGGGGGAAAGGGGAGGGGAGGGAUAUGGGGCGAAGGGGGAGGGGGGGAAGGGGAGCGGAGGGGAGGGGAGGGGAGGGGAGGGGGGAUUAUUGUGGUGGGUGCAUGUCUGUUCGGUCAUCUGCUGCUCUCAGAGCCGCCAUGCAGGCCGUGUUUGCUGGGCGAGAGGGGAGAAGACGGUCUUGGAGGAGAUAAUGGCAAGUCUGCGUUUGCCUCCCUUUCGCCCCUCUCAUUUCAUCCCCCCACCCUUCUGUUCCACCACUCCCUCUCCCCCCUCUCCCCUCCCUUGGCAGAUGCUGGUGGCGGUGUUGGAGAAGUUCCACAUUCUAGCGCAGGUGGUGGGGGCGGAGGCGCAUGCUUCCGUCUAUUCAUCCCCUUCCUCCUCUUCCCCUUUUUGCCCCCCCCCCCCCAAUUCCACAUUCUAGCGCAGUUCCACAUUCUCGCGCAUGUGGUGGGGGCGGAGGCGCAUGCUUCCGUCUAUUCAUCCCCUUCCUCCUCUUCCCCUUUUUGCCCCCCCCCCCAGUUCCACAUGCUAGCGCAGGUGGUGGGGGCGGAGGUGGUGUUUGUUGUUCAUUCCUUCUGUCCCCUUCCAUGCUUCCCCCCUUCCCAGUUCUACAUCCUGGCACAUGUACUUGGAGCGGAGGCGCAUGCGCUGGCCGAGCUGGCAGAGCUGCAGGGCUUUGUGCUGCCGCUGUUGCGCGCCUCCACUGCUGCCAACGCCACCGCCCACACAGACGCAGACGGCCUCGCCGCUGCUGAGCGCUGGAGGGCGGCAUCACGGAGAAUGACGUUUGUGUGCUCUGUUUCCGUUGCUAUCAUCUGGACUCUCUUGAGCCCGUUGAGCCACUUGACGCCGUCAGCAGUGAUUUUGGCAUCCCACAGCCCCAGCUUCUCGAGGCGCUUCAUGUUUCUCAGCAGCUUCAAACAGGAAUCGGUCACCUCUGGAGGCAAGCUGAAGAGCUUGAGGGAGGAGAGAGCAGUCAAGUGUUUCAGCCCGUCCUCCCCCACUGCAGUGCCAUUCACCCAGAGAUCCAGAUAUGUGAGACCUGUGAGGGAGAAGAGCUGCGUCACCCCCUCUGCAGUGAAGCCGGAAGAUUCACAAAGGUUGAGCGACGUGAGAGAGUGCAAGGAGGUGAGCGAGUAUGCGGUGUUCAUGCCGCCCCGUGCCGUGGUGCUGGAGUUGCGGCCGCAGGGGGCGUAG